Messenger RNA from Cryptotermes secundus, 2758 nucleotides. RefSeq lists its product as uncharacterized. The coding region runs from base 20 to 2110 and encodes 696 amino acids. The transcript is spliced from 2 exons. The record is from RefSeq and is a predicted model, not a curated record. NCBI's taxonomy places the organism in Eukaryota, Metazoa, Arthropoda, Insecta, Blattodea, Kalotermitidae.
AGAUCUGCACGCCAGCGCUAUGGAAGACCGGCCGCAAAAGCCACCACCCCUACAAGUCGUUGAGAAGGCAACAGAAACGAUGGUUCCAUGGCGAUUAUGGCUAUUCACAGUGUGGAUCACGCUUUAUCUUCCAAGAUGUGAGAUGAAGUCAACAGCUGAGGGACUGGGAUAUUCUGUAGAUAGAUAUGAUGACUCUCCAGGACUGUAUUACGAACUCUUAGGAGAGGCCACGUUAUAUAACACAGAGUGGAAAACUGUAGUGUACGUCAACCUAAGGCAAACGGACAGUGAGACGGAGCAGUUAGGCCAGUAUAUCAGUUAUAUAAAUAAAUUAUGCCAAGCUACUGAAGUUCAAAAUUGGACAGACUGUAAUCAUUUUUCUUCAUUGUCUAAUGAUAGACUUAAGCAGGUAAAGGGGACUGAAAAACUGUUGCACGAAUUAAUUGGAAAUUCGGGACACAUCCGCAGACGCAGGGGAGCCCUAAAUUUUGUGGGAGAAAUUAGUAAGAUAUUAUUUGGAACCCUAGAUUCGGAUGAUGCUGAUUAUUACAAUGAGCAGAUUAAGCAUUUUGAGGAAGAAACCGAAGACAUGACUAGCAUUAUGAAACAGCAACUCUCUAUAAUAAAGGCAUCGCUAGGAACAAUGAAUAGUACUAUCUCCGACAUGGAAUACAAUGACCAUGCAAUUAAGGAGGGAUUGUCUAGCUUAAAAUCUUACAUGGAAAAGUUUAGCUCAGAAACGGAAGAGCAGUUGAACAUACUGAGUGUGAAGGUCACAGUAGAGGGACACAUCGCUCGAGCGAAUCGUGCUCUUGAUGCCAUGCAGAGGAAUUUAGAUUUGAUGAUAGAAAGCGUCCUAAACGCACAAAAGGGUAUUUUGCAGCCCCAAAUAGUCUCACCAAAUCUACUUAUGGAGACAUUACAGGGAAGUGCUUCAGUAUUUCCAAAAGAUACCAUGGCACCAUUUACCUUCAGCAAGGAUUCAAUCAGUUUGAUUUCUAAAAUAUGUGAUGUUCACAUUUACAUAAAAGAUGGAAUAUUAGGUUAUAUAAUAAGCUUACCUUUAAUCAGCAGAGGUACAUUCAAGGUGUUUCGAUUGAUACCACUGCCAGUAGGUAUAGAGAAAAAUAGGUUUCUCUACCUUGAAACUGGUAAUGAACUAUUGUAUGUUGAUCAAAUAAGACAAUAUUAUUUUGCCACAAGCCGAGAGGAAUUAAGACGCUGUAAAUCAGCCGUACCAAAUGCAUACAUAUGUAAGCAAAGUCAACCCUUAUUGAACAGUCACAUGCAGGAAUCAUGUGAAAUAAAAUUGUUGCAACCACGGCUAAAUAUUCCAAAAAUUUGUGAUACAAGGGUAGUACAAAUCAUACAUACGGUUUGGACCCAGUUAGAGAAAAACAAUGAAUGGAUUUAUUUCAUACCAUCUAGUGAUGACAUUACGAUUUUAUGUCCAGAAAAGGAACCUGUAAACAUAGUGCUUAGAGGCACUGGUAAGUUGAGUAUUCAACCGGGAUGUAAGGGAUAUGGUAAAACAGCCCUGUUGACUACCCAAAACACUGUUCAAGUAAAUACCUCGAAACACGGAGGAGAUUUGUUAUCCAAAGUGGAAUCUCAAUUUGAAUGUUGUGAACAGUUCGGUACAUCAAUUAACUUGAGUCAUAUUGAAUUAGAUAUGAAGUUGAAACAUGUGGUAACGCACAUGGAAGACCUGAAAUUUGCUAGUUAUAAGAUCUCCGAGUUGGAGAACCUUGCAAAAGAAAAAGAAUGGAAAUGGAAACAUAUCCAGUACCACAAAACUUAUUCAGUGCUAAUGUACAUUGUGAUCACUGUAGUAAUAUUGUAUGGUUUAUAUAGACUUGUGAAAUUUGUUGUAACCCGUUGGAGAAAAAGCAAAAUACUAAGGGCAAUUGCCGCAAAAACGGAAUGUUUAAGCCUUCCUGGAGAAGCCAGUGGAACUGGAAAUGUUAUCAAUAUCAAUAUUAAAACCAGUAAUGAGAGUUUGUCACGAAGUUCGGAAGCGAUACCAUUGAGGGACAUUGAUGAAGAAUCAAGGAGGGAGAGCAAUCCAGACCUCCGGAGAUCCAAACGGGGGAAAACAAAUAAAUCGUAAUUUUAAAGGCACAAUUAAGGUGUUAAUUGAGCCUCAUUUUAAGGGGGGAGGUGUUGUAUAUGGUGACACCUGAUAUAGAUUAUUGUAUAAGGCAUGGUGAUGCUUACUAUAAACUAUGGUAUAUGUUAAUACCCAUGUGGUAUAUGGGGAUAUAUAGUAUGAAAUGAAUUGUUUUAUUGAUAUAAUAUGUUAUAUUGUAAUAUUAGAAAUAGACUGUACCUCAUGUAUACACAGUAUGAGGAAUCGAGUGUACCAACAGGAAAUAUUAAGGGAUUAACUUCGGGAAGGAUCAAAAGAUUAGAACUUUGUCCUUCACCGAUGCUGUCACGAGAACGAUGCUUGUUUCUUACUAAGAACAGAACAGCUGUGGACCCUCCGAAAACUCAAGAGGGUGAUGAUGCAAUGAAUGACGUUAGUCAGAUUACUUCAGAAGGGUAACGCCCUAACUGGACCAGAUAUAUACCAUACGGGGCGUAAGUAAAGGUGCUUUUUGAUAUCGACACUGCCUGAGCUAUCCAUUAAGUGGAGCAGGUGCUGUCGGAUACCAGGAGUCGGCCACUGCCCAUUGCUGAGGCAGACCACUGAUUUCUUACCAACAGGUUCCUCUCUCUGAUUUUGUACAGUAUCAAUAAAUGUAUUUAACAUCAA